Messenger RNA from Exserohilum turcica Et28A, 2823 nucleotides. RefSeq lists its product as uncharacterized. Gene Ontology annotation, cellular component: nucleus. NCBI's taxonomy places the organism in Eukaryota, Fungi, Ascomycota, Dothideomycetes, Pleosporales, Pleosporaceae. Gene Ontology annotation, biological process: DNA-templated transcription. The coding region runs from base 109 to 2403 and encodes 764 amino acids. Gene Ontology annotation, molecular function: zinc ion binding; DNA binding. The transcript is spliced from 2 exons. The record is from RefSeq and is a predicted model, not a curated record.
CUCUUCUCACAACGCCUAGCUUUCCUGGAGAAGAUCCUCCUCGACGAAAACGGCCAGAUCCGUGCGCGCUAUGCCGCUGACGAGCCCACGACGACCACCACCACUGCCAUGGCUGCUGCAUCUCAUCCCACUGAACACCACCAGCCCCAGCACCAGCCGCAGCACCAGCCCCAGCCACACCCGCAGCCGCCCGUCCAUGCUGCUCUUGAACACCACUAUGUCGACAUGGCGAGAGAGAGCGCCACCGCCUCCACCACCACGACUACCAUACGCGCCGAGAGCAGCGUGACCCCCAAUCCCCUCAAGCGGCGGCACGGCACGCCCAUGCCCGACAGCUGGAUUUUCCCCUUUGACGACGUCGACAUCGCCCACCACCUGCCCUCGCAGCCGCUGCUGGAGAAGCUCGUCGACUUCUUCUGCAUCUCCUUUCACCACUGGAUUCCCUACAUCCACAAGAAGCGCAUCCAGACGCGGGUGCAGCAAGGCUCGCAAGAGCCCGGACUGGUCCUCGUUCUCCAUGCUCUGAUCGCCGUGGCGUUGCGCCAUAUGGAGCCCAGCGUGCUCUUCCUCGACGACGACCAGAUUCGCCAGCAGAUCCGCGUCUCGCGCAUGAUUGUCGAGACACACGCCCUGCGAAACGUCACCAUGGAGAGUCUGCAGGCGCUCAUUUUUCUCGUCUUUGAUCUCUUGAACGACGGCCACACGCAGAGAGCUUGGCCGCUGAUUGGUUCGCUCACGAGAACCAUUGACUACCUUCAGCUUACUACCGAGCCGUCCCCUUGGCAGUUCGGAUCACUCAUGGCCCCUGUGCGCCUAGUGAAGCCUACGGCUGACUGGACGGAGCUGGAAGAGCGCCGAAGGCUGUUCUGGGUCAUCUUUCUGCUUGAUCGCUUUUGUUCAGCGUCGACUGGUUGGAACACAAGCUUGACUGCAGAGGAUGUCCACUGCCGUCUCCCGGCAGACGGAGGCUAUUUUACCCGUGAAGAGCCUGUCACCACACCCUACUUUGGUAUCUGGAACAAAGCAGCCGCUCGUAUUGGGCGCUCACUGGCAAACGUUCCCGCUCAAUAUAAUGAGGAUGACCCCGUGGCCGACUUACCUCCAGGUGCCAGUCCAAACUCUGCCAAUGGCUACAUUGAUUCAUCCAAGCUUGGCGCUUUCGCCUAUUGCGUCGAAGCAACCGAGAGCCUAAGUCAGGUGACGACCUUCUUCCUCCAGCAACGCAUCAACUGGCAGGAUAAAGAACACGCAGUUAGCUGGCUGACCCGGUUUAAAGAACUGGACCUACGGCUUGUCCAAUGGAAAAUGUUCCUACCACCCAAGUGGAAAGACUCAAACAUAUCUGCUGACAGGACAGUGGUGGAUAUGGAUCCCAACCUAACCCUCGCACACAUCACUCACAACACAUCAAUGAUACUACUCCAUCACCCGAUUGGACACCCACCUAAAGGAUGGAACGACUUUGUCGCGCUCCCGAAAGAAUGCAGUGCCCAGACAUGCGAGCUUGCUGCCGUUGAAACCUCCAACAUUGUCAACAAGUUCCUGGCCCACACACCUAUACCGUUUGUCAAUGUUCAAUUCUCAUUUUGCGCCUUUGUCGCCGCCAAAGCCCUGCUCUUCGAACACCAAGCCACCCGCCGGCCGCUACGGCCCGAGUUCCAACGCCUAGUCCACGACCUCUGGGACAUGGCCAUACGGUGGAGGAAAAGAAAUGAUGAUGAGACACGGCCCACCAACCAAGCUGGCCUGUAUGCCGACCUCCUCGAGUAUCUCCACGAUGCCUGUCAAAACGACCCCAACUUCCGGUUCGAUUUCUACGACCACAACGGCUUAGCGCUGUACCCUGAACAAUUCUCAAGUCCCACAUAUGCACCUACAUCGCAAAUACGCAGCGGAAGCUUUGUCCCAGAGCGACCAUCUCUCAAAGCGGAUGCACGCCAAAACAGCUUCAACAGUUCUCAGCCUACGCUCAGUCCACGAAACAUCCCACCGCCCCCGCCACCCAUCCCUUCUCCAACCAGCUACAUGCACCACCACAGCCACCUUUCCACUCUACCAGCAGGCUCGUCAACCGCACCCUCAAACCUAUACAAAUCUUCAUCACAACUCUCAUCCCCCAGCUACCCCAAUCACGGUGCCGGCGCACCACCACUCUACCAAAUCAGUGCCCCAACCACCGCUCCGUCUUCCGCCCAACAACCACCCCUUGCGCCGCCGUCUUACGACAGCAACGCUCUCGGUACGCCGGGCGCCCAACACCAGCAUCAGCAGAGCAUCCAGGAUCAAUCGCUGUUGAAUCUCUCCGACGCGUUUAUGGAUUCGCAUUUCCUCGACAUGGACCGCGUCAUUACUUUUGAAGAGGCCAAUUUCCUGCUCCCUGGUGAUACAUUUCGAUGGCAGUAGCUGUAGCCACAGUGUUAGGGGAGAGAAGUGGGAAUUUGGAAGAAGAAUAAGAAGACUACGAGGCAACAGGAGGAAGAGCAGGAAGAAGAAUAAGACUACGCUAUCGCUACGUCCUUACAGGAACAACGUUUCUCUAUUGUCGGUAUGCGGUUCGCCAAACAACACGCUUAAUCACGAGCAAUGAGAUAUGCGUCCGCCAUGGAAAUUUGGGACUGGAACUGCAACAACAAACACAUGUGGCUACAUCAUCCCACAUACCCACAUAAAUUACGUUCCGCUAUUGAACAGCCACCAUCGCCACCACCGAAGCCAUAGUGGCAAACAAACAACAAUACUCGUCUGAAGGACACAUCAGCAACAGUAACAGCAGUAGCACCAAAUUUCUAUCAGGACGCGUACAUGCCGGAUUCACGGGAACAG